This is a messenger RNA of Suillus fuscotomentosus, 357 nucleotides long. RefSeq lists its product as uncharacterized. The record is from RefSeq and is a predicted model, not a curated record. NCBI's taxonomy places the organism in Eukaryota, Fungi, Basidiomycota, Agaricomycetes, Boletales, Suillaceae. The coding region runs from base 1 to 357 and encodes 118 amino acids. The transcript has 2 exons.
AUGCCCCCUCGUAUUCCUCCUGCGGCAAGAAAUAAUGCAGUGGUGCAAUACAAAGCCAUUUUGGCGACCUCUCUCGCGUUCUCGCGCACCCUCAAUUCUAGGAAUAUCGAAUUUCUUUGUGGCAGACAUCCCGCGCCUCAGUUCCCUGUUUGGUUUGUGCCGGAUGAUGACGAGGAUGAUGAGGAUGAAAAUGAUGGUGAUGAUCCCGAGGAGAUCAUACAGCCGCCUGAAGAGCAGCCUACUAAGGAAGCUCCAGAAAACCAAGACAAUCAAAACGAGGACGACGAAGCAGCUGGGGCAGGGCAGGCGAUAUUUCUUUCGCAUCAACCGUCCCACAGAAGGACGCUGAAGGGGUAA